GGCCUAAAGGGAGGUAAUCAUCAUUUCUACUUAUGACAAGGGAACACUAGAUCGAAGGUAUUAAGGGGUGUGGUUGAACUCAUGGAACAAGAAGGCAGCAAGAAUAAGGUUCUAAUGAAGGUCACAUUAUUCCUAAUCCUGUGAUUUCCACCCUCAAGAGAAGAGUAAGAAAAGGAGAAGGCUGAACAGAGCAAAACUUAAUAGCAAAAUAGAUAAUAAAAUACAUGAUUUAGGAGUCUUUAGGCAAUACUGUGGAAUAAGGAACUAAUCCAUGUUUCUUCAUAAAUCAACCCAUACCAAUUGGUGUAGAGUCAAUUAUGACUUAGGAGGACCCCAUGUUUUUCAGAGUAGAACUGUGUUUCAUAGUGUUUUCAAUGGUUGUGAUCUUUCAGAAGUAGAUGGCCAGGAUUUUCUUCCCAGGUGCUUCUGGGUGGAUUUGAACCUCCAAACUUUCAGUUUAGUAGCUGAGCGCGUAACUGUUUGAGAAACAUAGGCCCAUGUUUUUCUUAAGAGGCAUAAGAUUGUUUUCUGUAUUUGUACAGGUGAAAGACUAUGGGAGGGUUCAACACUAGUUACCGAGAUGGCUUCAUUUUGGUGGGCUUUUCAGAUUGGCCUCAACUGGAACUUGCCCUUUUCAUCUUUAUUUCAAUUUUUUACCCCCUAACUCUCUUUGGCAAUAUCACCAUCAUCACUCUAUCCCGCCUGGAUCUGCGGUUGCAAACACCCAUGUACUUUUUCCUCUGUAAUCUCUCCUUCCUGGACCUCUGCUUCACUACCAGCACUGUGCCCCAGCUUCUGAUCAACCUUCAUGGAUCUGACCGGACCAUCACCUACGGAGGGUGUGUGGCCCAGCUCUUUAUCUUCCUCGCCCUGGGCUCCACUGAGUGUGUGCUCCUGGUGGUGAUGGCCUUUGAUCGCUAUGCUGCUGUCUGUCAACCACUCCACUACACGACCAUUAUGCACCCCCGACUCUGCCAGACACUGGCUGCCAUCUCCUGGGUGGGAGGCUUCAUGAACUCUGCAGUUCAGACAGGUCUCAUGAUGGCCAUGCCGCUCUGUGGCCUCCAUCACCUGAACCACUUCUUCUGUGAGAUGCCUGUUCUCCUGAAGAUGGCUUGUGAGGAUAUACAAGGUACAGAGGUGAAGAUGUUUGUGGCCCGAGUAAUUAUUGUAAUGCUUCCUGCAGCACUAAUUCUAGGCUCUUAUGUACACAUUGCUCAGGCUGUGCUGAGAGUCAAAUCAGUUGCUGGACGCAGAAAGGCUUUUGGGACUUGUGGGUCACACCUCUUGGUAGUUUUCCUUUUCUAUGGCUCAGCCAUCUACACGUACCUCCAACCCAUGCAUAGUUAUUCUCCAAGUGAAGGAAAGUUUGUUGCACUUUUUUAUACUAUAAUUACCCCCAUGCUCAAUCCUCUCAUUUAUACCCUAAGGAAUAAGGAUGUGAAGGGGGCUCUGAAGAAGAUAGUACGGAAAGGCAGAGACUCAGUGUAGGAGGGGGAAAGGAGGAUCAAUACAAUUGUCUGUAAUAGCUCUCAGGUCAUUAGAGCCCAUUCUAUUCCUGGGAGAGCAGUUGUUGAGUAGUAAAUAGCCCUCGAUAGGCCUCAGGGUUUUAGUACCUUACCUUCCUUGUUUGGGUGUUGGAAGUGGGGAUCUCUUGGGGCUUUUUCUUUCUCAAUGUUUUUGAUCAUUUUGCAGGAGGGAGUAAGUAUUGAUCUAUAUCACAAUGUUCCAAAGAAAUGAGGUUGGGAAGCGGGUAUUGUAGCAACUCUUGGAAAGGGACUAGGUUCUAGGCAAGCCUAAGAGUGAGAGAAGACUUAAUUCAAAAUGACAUCACCUUUUCUAAGUCAACAGUUCCCAGCAUGGUGCCAUGUAAAUGUACCCAAUGAUUAAGGAAAAGAGUUCACUCUGGUUCUUCUACAAAUUACCUGUGACCCUGACCAUGUUCGCUCACCUCUCAAGAUCCAUUUUGAAGGUCUGUUACAUGACCCUUUUAUGAUACUUGGAGCAAAUAAAGAUAUCGUAAACAGAGGUACUUAUAUACAGCAUGUAGAGUCUGAGACAUGGAUGUCCUUUAUCUACUUGAGGAAAAAGGCAAAAUCAUUUCGGUGGUCCUAAUUGAGUCAAGGAAACCCUGGCGGCGUAGUGGUUAAGUGCUAUGGCUGCUAACCAAGAGGUUGCAGUUCAAAUCCGCCAGGCGCUCCUUGGAAACUCUAUGGGGCAGUUGUACUCUGUCCUAUAGAGUCUCUAUGAGUCGGAAUCGACAAGACGCCAGUGGGUUUUUGUUUUAAUUGAGUCAAGGGAAGAAACUCUCAGUUCCAAGAUUCUCAUAAAGCUGAUUGGUAUCAUGGGAAAGAUACUGUACAUGCGAGAGAGAAUAGAAUAGAAAAGAAAAAAACAUAAAAAUAAGGAACCAUGAAAAAGUGAUAUAGGAGAAAGAAAGAAUAGUAAAAAACCAACCUAGUGCUGCCCAGUUGAUUCUGACUCAUAGUGACCCUAUAGCACAGGGUAGAACUGCCCCAUAGAGUUUCAACGGAUUGCCUGGCUGAUUUGAACUGCUGACCUUUCGGUUAGCAGCCAUAGCACCUAACCACCAUGCCACUAGGGUUUCCAGGGAAUAGCAGGGUGUGGCAAAAAACCAAACCAAACCUGUUGCCAUUGAGUCCAUUCUGACUCAUAGUGACCCUAAAGGACAGAGUAGAACCAACCUGUAGGGUUCCAAGGAGCACCUGUCGAUCUUUUGGUUAGUAGCUGUAGCUCUUAACCACUACGCCACCAGGUUUUCCAGGGAGUGACGCAGAUGAGAAAAAAGAGAUUCCUGUGGUGGAAAGCGGUGGGAGAUUCAGGAGGCUCUAGGUCCAAGUGUUAACACAGUGGAUACCUGAAAUUCCACCACGGUUAUGUCAUUCCAUGUCCUUAAAUGUUGGUGACAUUUUAAAAUGCAGGUACCCUUGUUAAUAACUUUUUAUAGCCUCAGUAAUGUUCAUAUUGAGUUAAUCUUUUAUUCCAAACACAAUAACUAAUAUUUAUUGAAUAUUUAAAAAGUGUUUUGCAUAAAUUAUCAUUAUUACAGCAACAUUGUCAGGUAGUUUUGAUGUAUAUUCCUUAUUUAUUCAUUAUGAAAUAGAGGUUCAUAGGGUUUACGUAACACUCAAGUUCACCUAGCAAACAUUAGACGAAGCUGAGCCCCAGGCUUCUGUAACCCUAAAUCCAACCUUUACUACCACACACUGCCAGUUGUCUUUUUUAAAUUUUUAUGUUUUGAGGGUGUAUUUUUAAUAGGAAAGAUUGAGUUAGAGAUUAGAUGAAGAAGGAAUCAAAUAUGAGCUUAACUUACUUCACAACUUUACUUCAGGUGAUCCUGGCCAGGUUUCUAGACAUUUCUGAGUCACCAAGUGUUGGUUGGCCAGAGGGAAUAUUAUUUCCCACAUAAAACUAGUAUUUCCUGUAAUAAUAUUUUCCAUUUAUUGUUGUCUUACUAUAGUCUAAAGCUCCUUGGAUGACACAAGUGUUUUGUGCUUAACCACUAACCUAAGGGUUGGUGGUUUGAACCCAUUGGCACAAAGGAAGAAAGGCCUAGAGAUCUGCUUCCUUAAAGAUUAUAGCUAAUAAAAACCUAUGGGGCAGUUUAACUCUGUAACACAUGGUAUCACAAUGAGUCAGAAUCGAUUUGACAAUAAUGGGUUUGUUAGAGUCCAAGCACCAUGUUACGUGAUAUAUUCUAUUAUCACACUUAAUUCUAACAACAUGAAAGAUAGGUAUUAUCCCCCUCCCCGCAAUAUUUGUAUUGAUCAAGAGACUAAAAACCAAACCAAACCUGUUGCCAUCGUAUCGAUUCCAACUCAUAGUGACCCUAAGGACAGAUAAUUAUUUUGAGUGACUUGCCGCAAGUUACAUGUCCAUUAAGUAAAGGGCUAUUAUUUGAAUCUGGCCUGUCUUAUCCCAAAGCCUACCCAGCUAGCCACUACCUAAGAACCUCAUGUUUAUUAUUUCAAGGCUCUAACCAACACAGUUGCUACAAUCUUAAUGGAAUGAA
Messenger RNA from Loxodonta africana (African savanna elephant), 4033 nucleotides. RefSeq names its product olfactory receptor 2Y1-like. Bases 553 to 1491 code for a protein of 312 amino acids. Gene Ontology annotation, biological process: G protein-coupled receptor signaling pathway; detection of chemical stimulus involved in sensory perception of smell. Lineage: Eukaryota; Metazoa; Chordata; Mammalia; Proboscidea; Elephantidae. The record is from RefSeq and is a predicted model, not a curated record. Gene Ontology annotation, molecular function: olfactory receptor activity; G protein-coupled receptor activity. The transcript has a single exon. Gene Ontology annotation, cellular component: plasma membrane.